AUGGCUAUGUGGAACCCAAAACCUUCCCUUACUAUCUUCGUCUUCUUCCUCUUGCUAAUCCAUAAAAUCAACUCAGAAUCAUUUUCCUUCAGAUUCGACAUUUUCGAGCCAGACCCAUUACCUGUAGCUUUAGUCGGGGAUGCAAUUUCAUACGGCGGGGCUCUCCUCCUCACGAGAAGAGAUCAGGUCGGAGAAAAAGUCGUCAUCCGCAAAAACAGUGUUGGUAGGGCAGUGUACCUCACACCAAUCCACCUUUGGGAUAGAUACACAGGAAAUGUUGCAGACUUCACCACCGAAUUCAAGUUCGUGGUGGAUUCCGGUGGACCGCAACUUCACGGCGACGGCUUGGCCUUCUUCAUAUCGCCGGCCGAAACUGCUCUUCACAUCCCUGUAAAUUCAUCCGGUGGCUAUCUAGGAUUGUUCACUCCUGAGAAUGCCUUCAAUCCUACCAGGAAUAGAGUCGUGGCCAUUGAACUUGACAGCUUCGGGAACGUGUGGGACCCUGUCCCUUUGGCUCAAGCUGCUCACGUAGGAAUCAAUGUCAAUUCGCUUAGGUCUGUGAACACUACAGAUUGGCCUAUCAAUAGCAUACCUGGAGGUUCUCUAGGAAAGGCACGCAUCGUAUAUGCCUCUAAGACCAAAGAACUCGGUGUGACCAUAAGUUACGGUGGUUCUAAGAGUGGUCAGAGAGUUUCACUAUCGAAGAUUGUUGACUUCAAGGGUGUUCUACCUGAAUGGGUUAGAAUUGGAUUCUCUGCAGCCACUGGUGAUUUGGUUGAAUCCCAUGACAUUCUUUCUUGGUCUUUCUCUUCAUUUCUUCGAACCCCAGAAAGCACUUGA
Molecule: messenger RNA, 840 nt
Organism: Neltuma alba
Lineage: Eukaryota; Viridiplantae; Streptophyta; Magnoliopsida; Fabales; Fabaceae
Product: agglutinin-2-like
Exons: 1
Coding region: 1-840 (279 amino acids)
Molecular function (GO): carbohydrate binding
Source: RefSeq, a predicted model, not a curated record